GAGAAUCCCACCAUUUUGAUUUGUUGAGAUUGGAAGAUAAAAUAUGACAGUCACUAAAAAAUUUUUUGUAUAAGAGAUUAAAUUUAUGAAUGGUUAAAAUGUGAUUGAAAACAAUAUCGAAUUUCGAUUGUUCCUUUGUUUUGAUACGAUAUUGGACGAUAUCGAAAGGGAAUUAUCGUUAGCUUUUCAUAUCGAUAUUAUCGCAACAUCCUCAAGCGAUCCAACCAAUCACCUAACCUUAGUUAGCGAUUCGAUCGGAUUAAAACAAUUUUAAAAAUGCAUGGCAGUUCACAUCCUGUCAAAGCCCGCUCGAUGCCCAAUGCCUUCAACACUUCUGAGGGCGAUCUAUACAACAUUAUAUUGCACAUUCAGCAAGACAUGGCCGAAAAAGUUGAAGAAAUCGAAGUGAAAACGGAAGAGGAAUUCCUACAGGAAAGGAACCGGGAGUUUCUUCUAAGUGUAAAAAAUAUCGAAUCCUAUUAUCGAGAGAAGGAAAUUAUAGCACAGAGGUCCAUUUUGGUAUAUGAAAGUAAAAUGAAGAAUACGAGCCGAUUGGAAGUGCUGGAUAACAAGUACUCUCAUGUUAUAGACACCAUCAAUAGAGCUCGCCACAGGUUAGCCAACAAGGAUAAGCCCCACCAUGCUGCCACUUACAAAGAGAUACUACGCGCGCUUAUCAUGCAAGGACUUUGUAAGCUGAUGGAGCCUAAAGUGUUGGUGACGGUGAGAGCUGAAGAUAAGGAAGUAGUCGAAAGUCUUCUAGGCCCGCUCGAGAGCGACUACGAGGAGAUAACAGGGCUUCCUGUGAAGCUGUACAUAGACGAUACUGGAGAACUGCCGAAGGAUUCCGAAGGUGGCGCAAUACUCAUCAGCCAAGAUUACACUGUCUCCUUGGACAACACCCUGGCCUCCAGGCUCGAGCACACGUCCUUCCACCUUCUGCCCGAGAUCAAUCAGAUGCUCUAUGGCGAUGUCAGGGUGGUCAAGGACAAAGACAAACUCAAGACGUUCCCAUCGUACCUUCCACCCGUAGACGUGGUAAGGAACAGAAUGGAGAGGAAAUCGAAGCAAGAAGACAUAAACAUCGAUAAUCUGAGUAUAGGCAAGAUGCCCAUUGAUGAAAACCUAACAACGAUGCAGCCAAGCGGAAUAGAUGAUGACAUCAGCCUGGGCAGUUUGUUCAGUGACGAAAAGAAGAAAUCUUAAUGAAAUAAACUUUAUAAAUCAUGAUUUACUUUGUUUUGUUAACCUUUUUUUAAAAAAAAAAGUUCAUAAUU
Messenger RNA from Nezara viridula (southern green stink bug), 1277 nucleotides. The record is from the annotation of a GenBank genome assembly. NCBI's taxonomy places the organism in Eukaryota, Metazoa, Arthropoda, Insecta, Hemiptera, Pentatomidae.